Molecule: messenger RNA, 3881 nt
Organism: Darwinula stevensoni
Lineage: Eukaryota; Metazoa; Arthropoda; Ostracoda; Podocopida; Darwinulidae
Source: the annotation of a GenBank genome assembly
AUGUAUGCUUAUUCUGAAGGUGGUUCCAGGAUGGAACUGCUGGGUCAUGAUGGACUGAGAGCGGCAACAGAGAAUAAGCCCAAAGUUAAGGUACUUUCUGGAGAAGAGCAGCAGAAACUUCAAGAUCAGAAUAAACGUCCUAUGUCAAGUUUCAAGCAAGAAAAGUUGUUGAAAGAAGUUCAUAUCAACUGGGACAAGUUUUAUAAAAGGAAUGAACAAAGAUUCUUCAAAAAUAGACAUUGGACUAUGCGAGAAUUUGAGAAUUUUCUGCAGACAGGAAGAGAAAGUCAGACUCUAUUAGAAGUUGGAUGUGGUGUAGGUAACUUUGUCUUUCCCUUGGUGGAAGCAGGGCUUGAAAUGAUCAUCAAGAUGUGUGACUUUUCUCCAAGAGCCAUUGAAUUGGUUAAGCAACAUCCUCAUUUUAACAGUUCCAAGAUGGAUGCUUUUGUAUGUGAUAUUUCUUCAGGUUCUCUGGGUGACUUUAUCAUGAAUGACUCAGUUGAUAUUGUGUCCAUGAUAUUUGUGCUUUCAUCCAUUGAUCCUCGGUCCCAUGCAUCCGUCUUGAAAGACAUUUGGAGGGUUUUAAAACCUGGAGGAGUGUUGCUCUUCCGUGACUAUGGCCUGUUUGAUGCUGCACAAAUUCGAUUUGGACCUGGGCACAAGAUAUGUGAGAAACUUUAUGUGAGGCAAGAUGGUACACUGGCGUAUUAUUUUGAAGAUCACGAAACUGAAAAAUUAUUCAUGGGAUGUGGAUUCCAAAUGCUGGACAACAGAUAUGUGCAACGUAUAACUGAGAACAAGCAGAAGGGUAUCCAGGCAGACAGGAUCUUCAUCCAGGGAAUAUACACAAAGGCAGAUGAGGUUGGAUAUGCUGUACAUGUCCAGAUGCAGCAUGACAUGUUCCAAGUUUUGGCCAUAAGCAGUAUUGUGGUGCAAAACAAGGAAGACAUAGAGGAUUGCUGUGAAGGGGUCCCCUAUGCGGUUCCUCCCUUGGGAAGUCUUCGAUUCUUGCCACCUGUUCCAGUUGGACCUUGGCAAGAGGUUUAUGAUGCAACUCAAGUUCCUGCAACUUGUGUCCAGCCCUUCCGCCCAACUACAAAUGCCACAGAGCCAGUCAUUCUCGGUAUUGAAGACUGCCUCAUCCUCAAUAUCUACAGUCCUAAGGAGCCAAAUACAGGUGCCAGUGAUCUGCCUGUUCUUGUUUGGAUACAUGGUGGUGCAUAUAGUUUAGGUAGCUCUGACCCAAUAAUGUACUCUCCUGGAUAUUUCAUGGAUCAUGAUGUGGUUCUGGUAUCCAUCAAUUAUCGACUUGGUGUUCUUGGCUUCCUGUCAACUGAGGAUUCACUUGGACCUGGGAACUAUGGAAUGUUGGAUCAGGUACUUGCACUGCAAUUUGUGAGGGAUAACAUAGCACCUUUUGGAGGUAAUCCAGAUAAAGUCACCAUCUUUGGAGAGAGUGCUGGUGCUGCUUCUGUUCAUUUGCUGAUGCUAUCUCCACUUACGCAAGAUGGUGAUACUAGUUUCUGUCUUUCAGCUGCCCUUUUGGAGAAGGAGUUAUUUUCUGAGAUAGAUCAAAAAUGGAAUGAAGUAUAUUGCCCUCUCCUCCUCAUGUUAGAAGGAGCAGAAAGAAAGAACAUGAGGGUCACAUGUGAAGCCAUUCGCAUUAAAUACUUCAAGGAAUUAUCCAUUAAUAUGGACUCCUUGAGCGACCUAAUUAGGGUCCUGUCUGAUCGUUGGUUCAUCCUCUCAACUCUGAAAUCAGUUCAACUUCACUCGCAAAAAGCUCCCACAUUCUUGUACAAGCUAGAAUAUGAAGGAGAGAAAGGCUAUAUGGAUGUGGUAUUGGCUGAAGAAUUAGCCAAUGGGAUGCCCAAACCUCAUGGAAUUUGUCACUUUGAUGAUGUACCCUUCCUGUUCGACAUUCAGAUUUUCCCUCCAAUACAGAAUGGGUCCAAGGAUGCAGUGGUCAAGAAACACAUGCUAGAUCUCUGGAUAAGUUUUGCCUACAAUGGUUCCCCAACUCAGAAUCCUCCUGAGAAUGAGCCUCGCUGGUUCCCCUACACAGAAGCAGAUGACAGACAUUAUGUGUUAGAUGUGUACCCAAGAUUGGAUAGGGACUUACUUGGCUCUGACACAAUUGAGUUCUGGGAAACGCUCUGGGCCCGGGAUGCACCCAACAAAAAAAUUAUGGCAUCCUAUUGCCUUUAUCUGGCAUUUAUUUUUGCUGGGCUGUUUUCAUCUGGCCACUCGCAAGAAGAUACUAUAGAAGCUGAAACACCCCUUGGCAAGCUCUUGGGUCGUGUGAAGGAGUCAGUUGGUGGAAGAAACUACUAUUCUUUCACAGGAGUCCCUUUUGCAAUUGCUCCCUUGGGAGAACUUCGAUUCCAGCCACCUGUUCCAGUUGAACCUUGGCAGGGAGUAUAUGAUGCAACCCAAAUGCCUGCAACAUGCAUCCAGCCCCUUCUCCUAGGGGCAGGUGCCACAGAGCCACUCAUAUUGGGUGUUGAAGAUUGCCUCAUCCUCAAUAUCUACAGUCCAAAGGAAUUGGGUAGUUCAUCCUUGACGUUUGCACCACGAGUAGAUGUAGAGGCUGGAGCCCCCUUCUUGCUUGCCAAUCCUCUGGAUAUUUUGCAAAGUGGAGACUAUACAGCCAUUCCUUGGAUGACUGGGGUUAACAGGGAAGAGGGCCUCUUUCUUGUCUAUCGAGUUUGUCACUUUGACGAGAUACCCUUCCUUUUCGACAUUCAGCUUUUCCCUCCAAUACAGGAUGGAUCUAACGAUGCGGUGGUCAGGAACCGCUUCCUAGAUCUUUGGAUGAAUUUCACUUACAACGGUUCUCCAACUCAGAAUCCACUUGAGAAUGAGCCCCACUGGUUCCCUUACACAGAAGCAGACGACAGGCAUUAUGUGAUUGAUAUGUACCCAAGACUGGCUCGGGACCUCGUUAAUUCUGACGUGAUCGAGUUCUGGGAAUCUCUCUUGACCCAGGAUGCACUUAUCAAGUAAGCAUUUCCAUCAAUUUUUUGACACAAUGCCGCUUUUGAAAAAUGAUAUAGUCUGUUCUCUCCAACCUGGGAGUGAUUUUGAUAAGCAAAGGGAUCGCUCGGUAUGUCACUUUGAAGGAUGAGUGAUGGAACGAGAAGGGGAAAUACAGAUUUCCAGGGGCAGAGAUGUCUCAGUUGAGGCAUGCUGCCUGAGGUGUAGAAAAUGAUGAAAGUAUUUCUGUGUGACGAUUGCUGAUUUUAUCAAGACUAUGGGUCAGGGGAGUCUAACUCGAUUAAGCUGUGGACCGGAUGGAACUCUUUGAGGGUGGUUGGGGGCCGCACUAACAAAUCUUACACCAAAAAUUUUACGCGAACUCAACACUUUUCCAAAACCAACUAGUGAAGUUGGAUUCGUGGACCGGAUGAAAUGAACUAACGGGUCGGAUCCGGCCCGCGGACCCCAGUUUGACACCUUUGCUAUAGGUGAUCUCCUGUCCCCCCACAACCUUAACAGAUUAACGUCGCCACAGCAACUCGUUUCCCCUCAUCACUUGUUGUGAGUCGCCUAAGGGUAGAGAUCCGACACUCUCAGGUUUCGCUGAACAGACAAUAGAGUGUCUGUGAUUAAAUGUUUCUGACUAAUGGACACGAAUUGGGAGGGUUUUCCAAGAAUACAUUGAUAAAAAGCGAAAUCAUUUUGUUGCAGAGAGGAGGAUUCAGAGACGGGUUUGUCUGUGAAAACAUACGAUGUUUAGAGCAGUUGUGCCAAAGCUGAUUUCCUCUUGACUCUGCUGUCUCUGAGAAUAAGAAGGACUGCUGCACGGGGAGAAGGUUUUUAUUUAUAGAUUAAAUGAUGGAGGGAAUUGGGAGAAGUUAAAUGUUUUAUGAGAGAGAACC